Molecule: messenger RNA, 7423 nt
Organism: Anopheles merus
Lineage: Eukaryota; Metazoa; Arthropoda; Insecta; Diptera; Culicidae
Gene: unc-13-4A
Product: BAI1-associated protein 3
Exons: 15
Coding region: 1838-5989 (1383 amino acids)
Source: RefSeq, a predicted model, not a curated record
CGUGGCCAUCGAUGGUUGCAAACAGUUUUCCGCUGGGGCAACAACCAUUCUGAACGCACUAGGAAGAGGAAGGAGAAAAAGAAGCAAAAUCCUACCAACCCUCCCAAAACGGAGCAGUGGUAGUAGGGUAGUAAAAAGUGUGACGGGUUGGUGUUUUAGGGAUGUUUAGGUCGCUAUCGUCGAUUCUAGAGGCAGUUGCGUAGAGCUGCUGCAUUACAACAACUCCCCCAGCUCUACUGCCUCUCAACCACACGCAGAAAGUGUUGUCGGGCAGGUGGUGUGCUUUAAGCAGGCAGUAUCGUGUAACCAGACAGUUAAAGCAAAACAAAUAAAAGCCCACCGAAAGUUAUAAAUACAUCGCUCAGGCUCGAAUAAAUUUUCCUUUUCCUCGGUACCAAGCCGAGUCUAGCAAUGCGAACCUGCUGGGUAGUGAAAAAUAAAUGGAGCGUCUGUGAAUGGGCGGAAGAAAGCGUCGGCUCGCUCAUAGUAACAUAAUGUGUAAUUGUGUCUAUUCCAUCCGGUACAGGAGUUGUGCGUGCGUAUAGCCGUACAUAUAUGUAUGUGUGUCUGUGUAUGUGUGUGUGUUGAGUGUACAAUCUGUUGAACGUUCUACUCUGCCGUCUGCCGACUGCUGCUGCUGCACAGCGAACGGCAAAACCCCUCGCGUAAGCUUUUGUGCCAUUGUGAGCGCAAUUUGGAUGUGAGGCCUAUUGUGUUUGUGUAUGUGUGUGUGCGCCUGUGUGCAACUGUGUGUUCUUUGUACGCGCGCGCGUGUGUGUGUGUGUGCAGAUGGUUGUGGAAUCUUCAGAAAACAGGGACAAAAUGUUCCUAUAUUUGCUGUGCCGCUGAAUUCAGCGCGUUCUUCAGUGGAUGAAAACAAUGGAAUGGAAGGGAAGGCGCUGUUGCUGCUACUUCCCGGAAGCGAUAUUUAUCCUGUCAAUGUGACUCUACCCCGUGUGUAACUAAAUGUGGAUGCUCCGACAUCGUCCGAGAGUCGUUCUGGAUGGAGCAGCGUACUUGCGUGAUGCAAUCAAUAGCAGCAAAGCGAUAAAUCAGCAACACUUUUGUACAACACUACUAGCAAACUAAUCAAGCAGCGAUCAACAUUUACCAGCUGAAGCUUAUUUUUUCUCAAUAAGUAGCAAAUAUUAAUCGUGAAUUUAACAUGAACGUUACACAGUUUGAGAAGAUGAAAUGAUCGCAUUGGAAAACUUGCCGAUACAGCGACUCUCCUGUAACACUCCACAUACUAUGGAACGGUCAUCCAGCCUGUGAAGCAGCGUCAUUCAACCAGUGACUUUGACACGAUCGCACCGAAACACGAAACCAGUACUUCAGCUCACCCGCACGAACACACAUUUGCACGUACUGAAGAUGAAGCUGUAAAUAAUAGUAAGCCUUCAGGGCAUUCGCUCACGUCCCCCCUUCAUACACGAACUACGAGAAGCAGUCUCCAGCAUCGAGCAGCUGAACAUAAAAGGCAGCAAAGCGUCAAUUUAUUUGUUUCCUUCUCGGGAGGUGACGUUACCCAUCUCGGUGGGAGAAAACGCCGUUCAAAAGAGUCGAGAACGCCGUCGAGAACAACAAAGCAGCACAAGCGGUUGGUGGUCCUGUACCGCCUCCCCCCGCACUGUGUAGCUGAUAGAUCUUGAGUUGUUGUGCAAGAGCUGCUUAAGUGACGGCCGCCCAGAACAACAGCAAACCCUACCGUGUGCUUCCGUGCAAAAACCCCCUGCCGAGAGAAAGAUAGAGGAAGAGUGUGGGUGAGCGAGAGUAAGGGGUGUGAGGAAUAAAAAGAGAAAUAGUAAACAACAAUCACACACACACAGACAAGAAGAUGAGUUUCUUCAGCUCGCUACAGCAGUACGUGACGAGUGGAGUGGCCGGGCUGGGGUUAAACCCACGAAGGUUUUCCCUUUCGCGCCAGGAGUCGGCCGAAGGUUCGUCCGGCCCGUCCGGCGGUCACUCGUCCUCGUCGUCCUGCGUCACCUCACCGUACGGUGGCGUUUCGGGUGGGAUGGGACACAGCCCCGGUCCGAGCCCGGGAGGACCGGGUAGCAGCGGCCAGGGCAUGGGUGGCAGUACCGGAUCCGGUGGCAGCGGCAGUGGAGCGACCGGUGGCGGAUCGUCCGGCAUGAUGGGAGGCACAUCGGCAGCGGCAGGAACGUCCCUCGGAUACGGCAAGGUGGCAACACCUUCAACGCUUGCCGCACCGGGCACACCGCCAAUACGACGCCAAUCGUCGGGCCGCGGGCUGGAUGCGCUCGUGCCGCCGCCCCGCCAGGGUUCGUUCCGUGGCCGCAGCUCGCCGAUCAAUCCCAACCCACCGGACAAGCCGUCGUUUUCCGUGUGGAAGCGGCGCCCGUCCUGGCCCGAGGUGGAAAUUAAGUCGUCGUCCGGCUAUCCGUCGCGGGCCCCUAUGAUAAUGGUGCAACCGGUGGCGGAAGAAUGUUUCUCCUCGCACGGUCCAAACGAGCAAGGAGUGACGGAAAUAGUGUAUCGCUUCGACAAAAUGAACCCACCCUAUAAUAGUGUCGUGAGUGCGAAUAACAAUAGUGUGCAGGAGAAUGAUGGUUCCUACUUCGAAAGCUUCACUGCCCUGUCGUGGAAGAGCGAAAACCGGCGCAUGUCCGCGGUGCGGGCGGUGGAGACGCGGGCCGAAAUACUGCCGGAGAAUGACAACGAUCGGCUGCUGGAGGACGACAUCGAGCGGUCGGAGCAGAAGGAACAUCUCUACCUGGACGUGCUGUACGCGAUUGCAAAUACGGUCGGCGCACCGGCACCGGGCGGACAGAAGCGUCUUAAAUUUGCACACUACAAAGAGGAGAUGUACCUUCAGGCGCAGCGCGUGUUCAACGUGUCGGCCGACCGGCACUACCGGCUGCUGCAUGCCGCCACCGAGGAGAAGCCCAAAAUCAUCGUGCUCACCGUGAUCGUGCAGGAAGCGGAAGGGCUCGAGGCAAAGGACGCCAACGGUUUCAGCGAUCCAUACUGCAUGCUCGGCAUUCAGCCGUCCGGUACACCGCCUCCCCCCUCGCCCCAACCACCCAUGACACCGCGGACCCUGUCCGACACCGGCAUGGACAGUCUGGAUUCGCCCGAGCACGGCAAGCUGCGCAAGCAUCACAGCUUUCGGCUGAGCUUCAAGCGCAAGGACGGCCGCCAGCAGCGGGACUCGGUCGGCCCGGUGCCGGCCAAGUUCAUCCGCGCGACCUCGGUCAAACCGCACACGCUGUGCCCGAAGUGGAACGAGAAGUUUAAAUUUGACAUCGACGAUAUACAUUCGGAUCAGCUCCACCUGGACAUAUGGGACCACGACGACGAGAGCAGCGUGCUAGACGCUGUAUCGCGACUGAACGAAGUGAGGGGCGUUAGGGGUUUAGGUAGAUUUUUCAAACAGGUAUGCCAAUCGGCACGGCAAGGCUCGCAGGACGACUUCCUCGGUUGUAUCAAUAUUCCAGUCUGUGAUAUACCUUCAACUGGCCUGGAGGGUUGGUUCAAGCUGGAGGCACGCAGUUCGCGCAGCUCGGUCCAGGGGCGCAUCCGGCUGAAGAUGUGGCUCUCCACGCGGGAGGACCGCGGCACGUCCGAGGAGGACAACACGCUCGAGGUGAAAAAGUUCGAACGGCUGCAGACAAUCUUCAUGAUGCACGAGCUGACCGUGUUCGAUCCGGCCUGGAAGUGGACCGGCGAGCUGGCCGGCCCGUCGCUUACCAUCCUUCACCAGAUGGCUGUGCAAAGUGAUCUAUCGGAUCUACAAAUUUCGUUAGCAAAAUUGGUAGCUAUCAUACGAAUCAAUCGCAAGAAACCGCUCGACACCAAGUUCAUCCACCGGCAGCUGAUCGAGGUGGACAAGCUGUGGAUCAACAACUACAACAACGAACCGCUGACGCGCGAGCUGGAACAGUGGCUGGCCGAUUCGCUCAACGGGUUCGUCGAGCGGUCGCUCUGCCAGAUGCGCCGGCAUCGGGAGAUCUUCCCCGCACUGCACCCACCGUCGCUCGUGCGGCUCGAGUAUCUGCUGCGCUGUCUCGGGCUGCUCGGCUCGAUGCGCGCCUUCCGCCAGGUGAGCCCGUUCAGCAAAGGGGUGCGGGGCGAGAUUGUCGGCGCGUUGCGCAAGGGUUCGAUUACCUGGUCGCAGGCGCAGCUGCGCGAAUCGCAACGUUCGCCGAACCCGCUGGUGCACUACACGACGAUCCUGAUUGCGGACCUGCAGCUGGGCGUUACGUACUACCACGGGCUGUUCGAUUCGACCAACGGCAUCCAGUACUUUAGUAUCGUUUACAAGCAGUUCGAUUCAUUGCUUUCGGAGGAAGUCACCAACCGGAUCGAGUGUGGCCAACUACCCGGCACGAUAGUGAACCACUGGACCAUCCUCGAUCACGACCGAGAGCCCGACACAGCACCGUUCGAGAUCUACUUCGCCCUGCAGGAGUUCCACAACCUGAAAUCGCACCUGUCCGUCACACCGCAGCCACCGGAGAAGCCGCUCGGGCUGCAGAACUUCCACGAGUGGUUCGAGCCCGCCGUACAGCGAUGGAUUUCCGUCAGCAAAACCAAGGCGAUCCAGCGCAUCAAGGCGGCCGUCAGCGUGGAUCAGGUGUGCGAGGGCGAGCGCAUCGUGCGGCACAGCACGUCCUCGAUCGAUACCGCUUCCUGCUUCUACCAGAUACGCGAGUUUUGGAAAAACCUAGCCUGGCCCGACCACAGCUCCGGUGCGCACUACGAAACGCUCAUCAUCGAUCUCGUCUGCACGACGGCCAACGUGUACUCGGACCUGAUCCACCAGGGGCUGGCGGACGGUGGCUCCGGUGGCUAUUACGAUAACAAGCAGGGACAGCAGCAGCAGCCCCGCUCCACCGACGAGCUGUGCGUGGUCGUGAACAAUCUCGAGUACGUGCGCCGUGGGCUCGCCGAGUUUCAUCCCGAAACGCACCAGCUGCCAGAAAAUGCGGAAACCCUGCUCGACAACACGAUCGCCCAGCUGGAAGCGAAAGCGGACCGCGUGCUCACCAAGCUGACCGCCUCGAUGCAGGGCCCGCUGCAAAAGUCCGUGUUUCACCUGGCCUGGUCGCCGGAUUCGCUGCCCGCCAAUCAGGCCGUGAUGCCGCUGCUAGAGUAUCUCGAUUCGCAUCUGGCGACGCUCAAUGUGACGCUGCUGUCGCAAAACUUUUACCGCGCCAUGACGCUGAUCUGGAACAGCGUGCUGACCGAGUUCGCCAAGCAGAUGGAUGCCGGCGGGGAGGGCGAAAAGCCGACCAACUUCCACGACCGCAUGUACGGAGCGCUGCAGCUGCUCGGGGAGUUCUUCAACGCGGAGGGGCUUGGCCUGCCGCCGGAGAUACUGCACAGCGACACGUUCUGGCGGGUGGAGCAGCGGCUGCAGUACCACAAAACCGACACCGACCAUCUGAUCGAUCUGUUCUACAUGCAGCGGCUACAGGAGCAGCUGAACACGAUCGGGCAGACGUCGCUGGGGUCGCUUUCGGUCAAGGCGUACCUCAACCACGAUUCGCUCUGUGUGGAGAUACUGCACGCGAAGGAUGUGAUCCCGCUCGAUCCCAAUGGUUUCAGCGAUCCGUUCGUGAUCAUCGAGCUGUUGCCGCGGAGGGUGUUUUCGCACUGCUCCGAACAGCAGACCAACGUGCACAAGAAAACGCUCAACCCGGUGUUUGACGAGUGUUUCGAGUUUUCCGUCACCCAGGAACAGUGCCAAACCGAGGCGGCCAUGAUCGUGUUCACCGUGAUGGAUCACGACGUGCUGACGGCAAACGAUUUCGCGGGCGAAGCAUUCCUGGCGCUGAACAACAUCCCCGGAGUGGCCACCAACUUUAACAUCGACAACUUUAACGGGCUGGCCCAGAUCGAUCUUCCGCUGCUCGAGAUGAAGGAUAAAAAUCAUCCGAUACUGCAAAUUCUUGAAGGGCGAGUCAAUGACAAAAAUGCUAUGAAUUUUCUCCGCAAGCAGAAGGCUCGUGUCGUUGGUUAAAAUGCUACAUGCUGAUCGUAGGAAGGAAGGAAGAAAGCUUCAACCCAAGAAAAACUAAAAUCUAUGAGGCAUACUUGCACGGAUCUUGAUCCAAAUUAGAGCUCAAUAAUACACGACACGCACAGGCAAAAAAAAACACACAGGAAACAAAAACACUGGAUGCAGAGCAUCGUUCAGCAACUCCCGCAAUCACAUGGAUAGUGAUGGUAUGAUAGAUCGCAACAUUUACGCAUAUGGUAGAGAAUUUAUAUAUAUACACAAAGAAGAAAAAAUCACAUACAUGUUAGAUUGCACCCGAACAGCAGUAGUAAGACUCUCGUAAGACUUGUACGUUCACAUCGCAAAUUACUCAUCGUUAGCGCAUCGUUCCUUGUGUUUCUAUGAUAGCCAACCAUUGCCUUCUAAAAAAAAACAAAAACCAAACCCUUACUUAAGUAGAACGCUGUGCAGUAGUUUAGAUGUAUAUACCCCGCGUAACACGUUGAAAACGCACAAAAUCUUGUUCCCCCCGCACUCCCCUCCAUGCUGGAGUCGAAAUCUGGAUGUCGAUCGUCAAACUCAAACUUUCAAACUACGAAGAGAUAGAUCACUAAGCAGAGAAGAGAGAAGACGACUGGACGGUUCGUGUGACUGUGAGCAUCAGUCGGUGGGUGAUCGGUGUACGUACCCGUGUUCCGAUGCCUCUUUAUAAUUACCUACUUUAGCUUACUAAUGACACUACUAGGGAAAAACAACCACAAACCACAAAACAAAACCUGUAUUUUUACCGAUAUAAAACGUACAACUAUUGACAACGUAAGACUAUCUCAUGAAAGAAAACAGAAAACCCACGAGCGUAACAGAUGUAUCAGAACGCGCAAAACUCUUGCAUCUAAAUUAAAGAGAAGAAGAAAACACCCUCCCCCAAUGCUUUCAUUCGUGGGCCAGAACAUUUGAACAGUUUAUAAAACAAAACAUAACAAGAGCGAGACAAAUUACAGUGAAAUAAGGAUGAGGAAGAGAUUAAGUAUCAAUCAAUUAUAGAGCCAUUAUAGGUGAUGACAGCCAACCCAAUAUUCCCUCUAUCUAUACAAGCUCAUAACAACUCUUUGUAAGGAACAUUAUACACAUUAUCAAAGGAUGAUCGCUAUCUUCUACAGUGAGCAGUACUGCACCGCGCUGUAAACUAACUACACUGUAAAACGGCGUUUGCCAACGUAAAUGUAAAGCAACCUACGAAUGAACACUGAUAGGACACACUACGCUGAAUGAUAGCUGCAUGAAUGAAUGGUGAUGAACGAUCGCGCUGAUGAGUUAAUGGGUUGUAUUCCAAAUUCAUUGAGUAAAUGACCAACGAGAGAGCGGGAGAUAGAGAGUGAACGGUAGAAGACAAAGAUAUAGAGAAGAGAGAGAGAGAGAGAGAGAGAGAGAGAGAGAGAGAGAGAGAGAGAGAGA